This is a messenger RNA of Sodiomyces alkalinus F11, 1905 nucleotides long. RefSeq names its product dual specificity phosphatase. Gene Ontology annotation, biological process: regulation of exit from mitosis; positive regulation of cytokinesis; protein dephosphorylation. The transcript has 2 exons. Gene Ontology annotation, molecular function: protein serine/threonine phosphatase activity; protein tyrosine/serine/threonine phosphatase activity. Lineage: Eukaryota; Fungi; Ascomycota; Sordariomycetes; Glomerellales; Plectosphaerellaceae. The coding region runs from base 1 to 1905 and encodes 634 amino acids. Gene Ontology annotation, cellular component: mitotic spindle; nucleolus; mitotic spindle midzone. The record is from RefSeq and is a predicted model, not a curated record.
AUGAUCUCAUUCUUCCCGUCCUACUUCUAUAUCCACUGUCCGAUCUCCGUCCUAACAUACUCUACAGACAGGCUCUAUCUCGCCGCAUAUGUUCAUCCUCCGACAGCCGAUACCGUCUUCCCUUACCCCGAGACCAUACAAUCCCCGAGGAAGCGAUCUCAACGGGCCGCCCAUGGCCCGAAAGCCGCAGCCCCAAAGCAGCAGCCCUACUACUUCACCGUCGAUGACAUGCUUUUGUACAAUGCCUUUCACCACGACUUUGGUCCUCUCCACGUUGGCCACCUCUACCGCUUCGCCUUGUAUUUCCAUGACGUUCUCGGCGCCGAAGAGAACAAAGACCGACCUAUUGUCUUCUGGAGCCGUGCAGACCCAAGGAGCCGUGCCAACGCUGCGUGUAUUCUCGCCUGCUAUAUGGUCUUAAUUCAAGGAUGGCCCCCACAUCUCGCCCUGGCCCCCAUGGCGCAGGUCGACCCGCCCCUGAUGCCCUUCCGCGACGCCGGCUACAGCCAGGCCGAUUACACCCUCACCGUUCAGGAUGUUGUCUACGGCGUGUUCAAGGCCAAGGCUGAGGGGUGCUGCGCUCUGGACAAUUUCGAUCUCGACGAGUAUGAAAAGUUUGAGAGGGUGGACAGCGGUGACUUCAACUGGAUCUCGCCAAACUUUCUGGCUUUCGCCUCGCCGGAUUACUCUCCCACGACGAAAAUCCCCGAGGGAACCCCGGAAUGGGAUGCGCUCCCCAAGACGGUUGCCGAGGUCGAAGCCCACCCUGGUCUUCCUACCCCGUUCAAGAACGUCCUCAAGCACUUCUCGGAGAGGGACAUUGGCCUGGUUGUCCGCUUGAACUCUCCCCUCUACUCGCCUUCAUUCUUCGAGGCGUUGGGGAUCCAGCACCUGGACAUGAUCUUUGAUGACGGCACCUGCCCGACCAUGCACACCGUUCGGAAGUUCAUCAGGCUGGCCCACGAGACCAUUGUGGUCAAGAAGAAGUCCAUCGCCGUUCACUGCAAGGCCGGCCUGGGUAGAACGGGAUGUCUGAUCGGCGCUUAUCUGAUCUACCGCCACGGCUUCACAGCGGACGAGGUCAUCGCCUUUAUGCGUUUCAUGCGACCGGGCAUGGUCGUAGGACCGCAGCAACACUGGCUGCACAUGAACCAGGGCACUUUCCGGGAAUGGUGGGUAGAGGAGCGCGUCGAGCGCAAGCUCAGGAAGGAGAUGGCCGCGGCUGCUGCUGCCGCCCCCGCCCCUAGUACGCCGGUCCGCGCCAUGUCGAAGACGUCUCUCCGGAAUGGGCAGACGUCCACCCCGGCCCGUCGCAGUGCUUCCAAUCGGUCCCCGCUGAGCGAAGUCCACGAUGAGCGCAAUAACGUUGGCGUUCAGGAAGACUAUCUCCCGGCUCCCACGCCUGGCCAACCCCGCAAGACCAACCGCGCAGACCGCCAUCAUCCCUACCAGCGGGCCACCUCGUACAGCACGGUGGAGGAGGAGACUAUUGUGCACGAAGACGCCGAUGUUGUCAGUGUUCACCAGCAGUCAGGAAUGACCGAGUCCGACGAGGAGUUUCAUGUGAAGUCUCGGGCACAAGGGAAGGGAUCCGAGUCUGGGUAUUACGCAGAACAGAAGCGAUCGUAUAGUCAGACCUCCACCACCGUCUACCACAGGUACAUCGAAGACGACGCUUCUCAUGACGCGGAAAACAUCACCAGCCCGGCCCGGACGAAGAGCAUCAUCGACCGCGAGCGUGCCAGUAGCGCCUCGGGCGUCCUCGCCAAAGUCCGGGGUAGCAAGCGGGGGGCCGAGUCACCUCUACGCUCCAAGGACGGCGUGCGGAAGACGAGCGGACGCGUCGGCAGUGUCAGCAACGCGACCCCUUCGGCCACGGCACGUAAGGUCUCCAACGGCUUGUAG